Dentiscutata erythropus is the source of this 129-nucleotide messenger RNA. The record is from the annotation of a GenBank genome assembly. Lineage: Eukaryota; Fungi; Glomeromycota; Glomeromycetes; Diversisporales; Gigasporaceae.
AUGGAUCAAGCUAACGCUAAUGGUGGAGAACAACAAAAUAAUCAAAAUGCCGAAUUAACACCUGCAAAAAAUGAAAAUUACUUAUUAAGUCGAAUUGACGCUGGCGUCUAUUCUCCAGAUCGCUUCUAA